GGGGUAACACCAGCUGCUACUAAGUACAAAACUAUUGGCUACAACUAGGGAGACUCGUCUUUCCAUUUGAACUGCGUUUCUGCUACUUCAAUCAUUUUAGUUGUUGUUUGGAAUUAGGAUAUUUCGCAUUGUUAGGAAGGAGAAUUACGGUUGUGAAAAUUGUUGAAGUGCGUAAAUCAUGGACGUUUGUGACUGGACUUCUGAUGAAAGUAUUGACCUUGAUGCACUCUCACCACUGCCUCCAUUAGUGAUAUGGACCAGCAGAAGAGCAGUUCCGUGUACUCCACCGCCAACUGCUCCAUCUUAUAGGACACCUUACUCAGCUCUUCAACACGCAUACCCCAAUAGCGGUUAUCAAGUAGCCACAUCAGAAGUCUCCUCUUCCCAUUAUUCUCUUCAGAGUACCUCUUUCUGCCCGUGGAGUACAGAAACAUCUAUCUCCGGUGUCCUUCAAGACCAUCCACCCAUGGACCUGGUGUCAGAAAUCUCCAGGGACCCUCGACGAGAAAUCAAGAGGAGCAAGGAUUCAAAGCCCAUUGAUGCUUCAAUCACAGCUGUCGCAAACCCAAGUUUGGAUCCCUUGACAUCGGCUGGGGAGAAGGAGCAAAUUUCACAAGAUGAAAGUAGCGCAACUGUUAAUGGGCAUCCCGAACCCGUUUCAAAACACUCCACAGGCUACGAGGAAGUAGCGUUUCACUCUGAAUAUGGCAAUUACUCCAGCAAAUCUGCCGAUAUGAACGUUCACGCCGGGCUUGUGCCCAACUUCGGCCAUUUUCCAGUAUCUUCUCCAGUGGCUAGCUUACCUGACGUUCCCAAAAACCUCGUUCGUGACGGGAUCAACAAUCGUCAUGCCACUGAGCUGGUCCAGGACGUAGUUUGUCAACUUCAAGCUGACCUUCUAAAUCCAGACAAUACACUCUGUGAAGAAACCGGAAAGGCACUUGAACGCCAGCCCGAUAGGCUCGAUCGUGGACAUUCAAAUCCUGGAGAAAAAACGUAUAAAUGUAAGCAUUGCGAUACAUCAUUUUCUACACAGUCUUGUCUAGCAUCUCAUGAAUGUACACAUUCAGAAGAGAAAUUGUUCAAGUGUAAAGUGUGUGAUAAAUAUUUCACUACGCGAUCUUAUCUUACCCGUCAUGCACGACUUCACUCAGGAGACAAAACGUUUGCGUGCACGUACUGCGCAAAGCGGUUCAGUAGCAAUAACGAUCUACUUGUUCAUAAACGUAUCCAUACCGGGGAGAAGCCAUACAAGUGUAAUUACUGUGAUAAAAAGUUUUCCCAAAGCCACAGCGUGACAGUUCAUGAACGUACCCAUACUGGAGAGAGGCCAUACAAGUGUAAAUUGUGUGACAAGUCAUUCAAGAGGUCAGCACACCUCACAGUGCAUCAACGCAUCCAUACUGGUGAAAAACCAUACAAGUGUAAAGUAUGUGGAAUGGCAUUCCGUCAAAUGUCAACUCUCGCAUAUCAUCAACGAAUCCAUACUGGGGAGAAACCAUGUUGGUGUAAGGAAUGCGGAAAGUCUUUCACCAAGAAUUCCGACCUAAAACGUCAUGAGCGGAUCCAUCCCUGAGAGAACCUGAUCAAUUGUCAGCCAUCGUGACAAGUCUUUCAAUGUGCAAAACAACAUGGAAUACCAUGCAAAUACAAACCCAGUAAACAGAAAGAUUGUUUUAAAGAUUAUGGAAAAUGUUACUGAUAGGCCCGUUUUGAACCACAAGUAGCGUAAAUGUCGUUUACAAUCCAAUCCGAUAUCGAAAAGGUCACUGUUUACAUGCUAACUUCAACCUGUGCAACAUCCAAAACAUUAUCAUUUUCAUUGUGUUCGAGUUGUUAUGUACUGUUUCAUUCCUUGUUUUCUAUUUCAGUUCUACCAUAGACGGAACGUUUUUCUAUAUUUGCCAUUCAAUAAAAAAUUCAAUUGCGCUACACGUGUCUGUAUGGUUCUUUUUUGACAAAUCAGUCCUGCUAUAUAUCGCUUAUCCUACUUCUGGAGCACGCAUGCCUGGUACGUAUCUUUUCGCUUCAAGAGGCGCUGUGCUGUUUUCAAGUUCGCACAUGCUGAUAAAAUAUUGUGCAUGUAUGUAGCAAUGAUCCCAAGUGUAAUCUUGUAUAGUAACGUUCUACUACUUAUCAAAACUAUUCGAAUACUAUCUCACUGUCCAUUU
Molecule: messenger RNA, 2171 nt
Organism: Sycon ciliatum
Lineage: Eukaryota; Metazoa; Porifera; Calcarea; Leucosolenida; Sycettidae
Product: zinc finger protein 3-like
Exons: 1
Coding region: 179-1576 (465 amino acids)
Biological process (GO): regulation of gene expression
Cellular component (GO): nucleus
Source: RefSeq, a predicted model, not a curated record